GACUCUGCAUUGCUAUUGGCUGUGGGCCUUAUGCAGCUGCUUGUCAACAAGAUGGCCUUCCUCCUCCUGCCGUUUUGACACUGAUUAUUUUGGUAUCCCCGAGAACAUACCGUAAAAGCUUGUGUCACUUCUAAAUAGAUAGUAGGAGAGCGACUGCUCAGAGUCCUAACAAGGUGUACAGUCAGCUAGCCUUUGUUCAGACAACUGACAGGCACACAAGCCUGAAGCCUCGGUAGCAGCCAUCACUAGACAAGGUUGAUAACAGAAAGUAGCUGCUGGCUAAUGUCGACGUUAGCCAGCGAGUGAGCUAGCUUAGCUACGUGGACACGGAUCGUCAACUCGUGUCACCUGCAUUUCACCAGACAAACUGUUUAGGUUAAAACGAAAUACAGCGAGGAAACACUUGUCAUCGGCAGUUUGCAAGUCAAGAAGGUUGUCCGUGGAGAUUAACGCUGCUAAGGUUGUAUGCCCAGUGUUGCUGGUGAGCUCGGUGACAGACCGUGCCCAUCAGGUUGGCACUGAGACAGGGAGCCGACAAUGAGAGCUCUGGCUCUGGGUGUUUGCUGGCCAGCAUAGAUGCCGAUAUGCCCCGGUGGUCCGCAUCCUGAUGGACAGAGACACCUUCUCCCACAUUCGUCUGUGGUGCCCACGCCCCUUUGGCACCUACUCCCAGAACAAAGCAAGGAGCCCAGGCUCAGGGGGCAGCGGUGGAGGCGGUGGUGGGACAGGGUCCCCGUCCCUCUGCAAGGCUGAACCCUCUCCAGAUGCCAGAAGGACUGUGGAUGGAAGUGAAAAUGGGGGGAUGAUAGUGGGGGUGCAGGAAGAGAAUGGAGAAGAGGACGAUGUGGGAUCAGAGAACACUCCACCUGAACCUGAGCUUGUCUCCAGCUCCCUGACACAGAGCCAGCCCCCUCCUCCCUCUUCUGCCCCUCCCUUGCCACCCUCUUCCGGGUCCCAGAUGGAAGAUGGCCGUGUUCUGUUAGAUACCUGGUAUGUCAUUAAGCCAGGCAACACCAAGGAGAAGAUAGCUUUCUUUGUUGCACACCAGUUCAGUGGAGCAGGCCAGCCCAGACCCAGCGCCAUGAAGGUUAAAGGUAACUGGGCAACUGACUGCAGUAAAGCCAAAAGACGAAGACGAUGCUCAUCCUAUGAUCCUCCAACUCGCUCCCAAGCCUCAGAGCCACACCUCAGCCAUGACUCCUCCCUUGCGCCUCCUAGCCCUGAUGAGCCACUUUUAGGAGGGGUGAAUGAGACAGACCUGCUGUCGGUGGCAGAGAUGGUUGCCUUGGUUGAGCAGAGGACCGCCAUGGCCCUCCAGGGAAUUGUGGCUGUUCAUGGGAACCAGCACCACCACCACCAGCCCCCUACUACCACUCACAGUCAGGGCCUUACCCCCCACCAGCACACCCUACUCCGGGGCACAGACCCCACUCCUGUGGUGUUUGUGUCAGACAGUUCAAAUGGCCAGCCCUCCAAAGAGGCUCAGGAGUCAUCAUCUCCCAUCCAGACAGACCAGGAGCUGGAGGAGCAGCAGGAGUCAUGCAGGGUAGCCCAGGCCAUCGCGCACUUUGAGUCCCAGAACCUGGAGAAUCGGCUCCAUCUGGGCGCUGGUCCUGCAACAGACUCUUCUAAUCGAGACAGAGAAAGGGAGUGUAGGAGAGGAGGGGAGUCCGGUGUUGUUACCCCUCCUCCACCCCCCAGCCACAGUCAUGGUGAGGUUAGGAUAGCUUUCCGAGUGUCAAAUCUGGACCCGCGUUCUCAGUUGGAGCCAGCUGGCAGGUCCCGCUGUAUGUUUAUGAGCUGUGGUGGUGGGGGUAACCAGGCAGCAGCCAGGGCCAAAGAGAAAAUCACCUGUGACCUCUACCAGCUCGUCAGCCCCUCAUCUAGAGACCCCAGUAGUCUGCUGCUUGCUGCCACAGCUGCUGCCCCCAAACCAGAUGGAGAUCUCCAUCACCCAGACAGGCAGGCUUGUGGCAGCCCAGAUCCAACACAGGAGCUUUCCUCUGGGGAGAAGAAAGCUGUGGGUGUGAGUAGGGAGAGAGUGACUGGCUUCCAUGUGGAGGUGGUGGUGACAGGUGCUGUAGACCAAUGUGUGUUUUAUGGCAAGGACAGUACAGAGAAUGUGCAGGAGGAGACAGUGUGUUUUGCUAUGCCUAAUGGGGGAGGGGGUGUUGGAGGUGUAGCCAGCUCCACUGACCCUUCAUCAGAUGAUCCCCCUCCUGGACAACUCUUCUUCCUUCAGCCCCCACGGGGCCCAGAGGAGGAUGUAAAAGGAACGGGCACUGGCAGUGGGUCAGGAAUGUGCUCUUUAGACUGUGCCAACAACAAUGGCCCUGGGGCGGGGGUGGCAGUGAGCUCAGGGGAGCGGGCACCUCGACCAGAUUCUCCCAGCGUUGGGGAGGACUGUUCAGACCCUUCGCUGUGUCGCCUCUACCGCCACGUGUCCCAUGACUUCCUGGAGAUUCGCUUUCAGAUUCAGCGCCUACUUGAACCGCGCCAGUACAUGCUGCUGCUGCCCGACCACAUCAUGGUCAACAUCUUCAGCUAUCUGCCGACGCGUUCACUGGCAGCCCUCAAGUGCACCUGCCACUACUUCAAGGUGUUGAUCGAGACAUAUGGGGUGCGGGCAGUGGAUUCGCGUUGGAAUGAAGACCCUCUCUACAGGGAUGAUCCUUGCAAGCAGUGUAAGCGGCAAUAUGAACGAGGGGACGUUUCCCUGUGCCGUUGGCACCCCAAACCUUACCACCAUGACCUGCCUUAUGGACGUUCCUACUGGAUGUGCUGCCGGCGUACAGACAAGGACACACCAGGCUGCCGUGUUGGGCUCCAUGAUAACAAUUGGGUCCAGCAGCCUGUUGAUGGCUCUCAGCCCAUUCGCACCAAGAGGGAGGACAGGAGGGAGGAGGCCAGGUAGAGAGGAACAAGUACAACUCACACAGACCAACUCUCAUCUCCUCCUGCUUACCUCCUGCUCUCUCCCUCUCAUCUCUGUCCGGAGGACGAACAGGAGAAAUGAGGAGUACAAGGAGGAAUUGGCACUCCAGGACUGUUUUGUAUUUCUUUGCUCCAGCACCCCCUUCUCGUACUUGCCCUCAGUGGAGGGAGGUUGAGAGGUAAAGAAGGAAGAGAGGUGUGUCACUCUCCUUGCCUUUUUUGUUUUGUUUUUUUCAAGCCCUCCAGAAUCCCUCUGUCUCCCCACUGGGCUCCAGAGUGGCACCUUUUUAAAAGUUUGCAUACCAGGGUUGGGGUCCCCUCCUGCUGCUGUCAGUCAGCUCUCUUUCUGCCUCUUACUCAUCUGGAUUUCUGUCUAACUCCGUACAUGGUUGUUAGGUAAUUCAUGUGAAAACAUUGCAGUGUAUUUGAUUGAGAUUAGCAUUCAUAAAGUGACGCAUAGAAAUGUAAUGCCCUAGAGCCUGCCUACUGUUCCCAAUACUUGUUCUAUGUUCUGUGUUGUAUCACAAACUUCCAUGUUAGCUGUACAAUGGUGCUUCAAGGAAUGAGCUGUAUUGAGUCCAACAGAUGUAAAAGUUUUCAGUGGUGGAAUGUUCAGCGUUGCUAUAGAAAUGUGAUUGUAUAAAGCAAACUUGAUUUUCUGUUGUACAAGAUUGCCAUUUUUACCUGUCUUAUGCCAUGCGUUUCUAUUUCUCUGAAUGUGCUGUAACGUUGUACUAUGUUGAUUAGUCCCCUGAUAAUGCUGCUGAAAUCAUUGCCUGUGUCACUGAUGUUAAUUCUGAAAUAGCCAUACCAUUGGUUAAUGACAGGCAUGGGCUCACCGUACUAGCCAGCCUCACUGGCCACUGAGACCUGUUCAUGUUAUUGUUUCAGAGUGGACCCUAACCUUGCUGACCAACUAUAAAGAGGAGCCAACGAGUACUUUCUCGUUUAAAGAGAAUAAUGGGAGAUGGAUUGAAUUGAUUAAGACCAGUGGGAUUGAAUGGGAUUAAAAAGAGAAACUUGAUGUCACUUUGGAAAGGCCUGAUGUCACUUUGUAUGGUUUAAUUGAUUUUUUUUAAUUUUUUUUUUUGCCGUUUUGUUUUUUGUUUGGCUGUUUUAUUGGGGUGUGUGUCAGAGAAUGUUUACUGUUGUAUUUGCUUUUAUUCUUGAGGACUGUGUUCUCCCUAUAUCAGUCUGUCACCCUACUCAACCUGCAAAGAUGUAUUUUUUUAAAUACUCCAUCUUUGUUUUAACCCCAGCUCUCUUCUUUUCUCCCUCCCCUCCGUCCUCCGAUUCGGCAGAGGGCAGUGUUUGCCAAAGCCGUCAUUCAUGCUUUAAAGCGGGUGAAACCAACUACCACAGACCGCAGGCACUCUCUACACCAGCUUCCAGCCUUAAAAGCCCCCUACCUCUUACCACCCUGCAGGAAAUUGAGGCGUCAGAUACCUCACAGAUGAUCAAGAGUAUUGGGAGUUGCACAGGACCCUGUAAGUGGCUAGAUUUCAGAUGCUCGAUAUUCUCCAUCCAGCUCUACUGGAUCCACCCAUAACUCUUUGCGUGGAGUGUAAGAUGAACAGUGCCUGGUGACAGCUCUGACUCUUCAUUCUUGGAAAAAUUUCUUCCUCCCCCCGCCCCCCCGCUGUUACACUCCCCCAUCCCUGCAAGCUGACAGACUGGACGUUGUGAUGAAUGAUGUUGAAACUCUGCAUAGAGGUGUGAGGAUGGUUGGGUAAUCAUGGGAGGACUCUGUAGGUUCCAGACAUGUACAAUGCUAAUGGGAAAUAUCUGCUUAAAUAAAAACAGAAGUGAUGAUUAAAACUGGAAAUCUGAA
Molecule: messenger RNA, 4765 nt
Organism: Siniperca chuatsi (mandarin fish)
Lineage: Eukaryota; Metazoa; Chordata; Actinopteri; Centrarchiformes; Sinipercidae
Gene: fbxo46
Product: F-box protein 46
Exons: 3
Coding region: 608-2914 (768 amino acids)
Biological process (GO): intracellular signal transduction
Molecular function (GO): protein binding
Source: RefSeq, a predicted model, not a curated record